AUGAGGCAAAUUCAUCAAAUGUUCACUACAAUGAUGACGAAAUUGGAGAAGCUCGAUGCAAUUGAAGCAGACAUGAAGGAAAUGAAACAUUCCUUAGAAUUUGCGCACGCUGAAAUUGCCGAUUUAAAAAAAGAAAACGAUACCAGCAAAGCAAACCAAGCAAAGGAAAAAAUUGAAAAGCUUGAGCAAGACAACACCACGUUGCGCAACAAAAUAGUAGACCUUCAAGCAAGAUCAAUGCGCGACAAUUUACUAUUUUUUAACAUCCCAGAACGUGACAAAGAAAACACAACUGAAAUGAUUCAUGAGUUGUUAGAAACGAAGAUGGAAAUACAUGACGCGCGUAAUAAAGUAAAGAUCGAUCGGUCCCAUCGGAUUGGGAGAAAACGAGAAAGAAACCAAAAACCGCGUCCGAUCGUGGUCAAGUUUAACUAUCAUCAAGACCGAGAGUACGUGCAGUUAAACACGAAGAAACUUAAAGGGACAAAGAUCGGAGUAUCAGAACAGUUCCCAGAAGAAAUCGAAAGCAUAAGAAAAACAUUGUAUCCGGAACUAAAGAAAGCCAGAGCAGAAGGUAAAAGGGCCAGAAUAGUAAGAGACAAAUUGAUCAUUGAAGGGCAUAAUAAUGGGUCUUGA
Molecule: messenger RNA, 636 nt
Organism: Paramuricea clavata
Lineage: Eukaryota; Metazoa; Cnidaria; Anthozoa; Malacalcyonacea; Plexauridae
Source: the annotation of a GenBank genome assembly